Acipenser ruthenus (sterlet) is the source of this 4929-nucleotide messenger RNA. RefSeq lists its product as uncharacterized. The transcript has 24 exons. The record is from RefSeq and is a predicted model, not a curated record. Lineage: Eukaryota; Metazoa; Chordata; Actinopteri; Acipenseriformes; Acipenseridae. The coding region runs from base 1 to 4455 and encodes 1484 amino acids.
AUGAAGCCGGCCCCAGCCUGGAGCUGCUUGCUCUUUAUAUUGUGUGUGAAGUCCUGCACUUCAUCCAGCCUGAGCUCAGACUCCAGGCAGGGAAGCUGUAGCCCUGGAACCAACUGCACAGGAGAGGGAAGCAACCACAGCCAGUGCCAAGCAGGGUUUUACUGUCCAGAAGGAAGUGCAGCUCCAGUCCCGUGUCCCAGAGGCAGCUUUGGCCCCGCUGAAGCAGCAGUGAGUGCAGACGGCUGUCUCGAGUGUCCUGUCGACUACUUCAAUCACCUGGAGGGCCAGGCAGCUUGCUUUACCUGCGGCUCGGAGGCCAGGCAGCCCCAACAGGGGCAGGAGAGCUGCCUGUGCCUGGGAGAAGGCCAGGAGUUCCAGUUCCUGCAGGUCAGUGACAGUCAGUGCCCCUGUGUCUCAGGGUACACACCGGCAGGGCAGGACUCCAGGCUCUGUGUGCAGCAGCUCUAUGAGAUCUGCAGGGACGGGAGCACCAGGAACCAGGAGGGGGCCUGCCUUACCCAGGAGCAGUGGACAGAGUACUGUGCACUCCAGGUCUGCUCCUCUCCCUCUGACUAUCGGGGUUAUGAUAAAGCCCUGGGGCUGUGCUUGUGUGGAGCUGAAGACGUGGACACUGUGUGCGACAGAGAGUGCCGGAGGAGGCAGAGACACAUCAUCCAGCUCCUCUGCAGAGAAACCUUCCAGCUGCAGAUCAGUGACAACGGAAACAAGGUGAAGACGUCAGUCAGCACCAUCGAAACCUUCACAAGCAGCUGGGAUUCUAUCAGCGCGCAGAAAUGUGCUCUGAAGAAGGACUACGCUGUGCCAGUGUACCUCGUACAAACAAACGGAAACGCCCCUCACUACAAUAACACAGCGGGGGGAAACGACACUCUCGGUGGGGCUGAUAAACAUCCCACACCCCAGCCAGACUUCCAGUUUGCAGGGAUUUUAAACCCCACGGUGUGCCUGAGUCUUGGAGACGUCCUCGUAUUCACUGUGUCGAAGGAACACUAUCCUGUUUACGAUGUCGGUAAUCUGCUCAACACUAACAGCAGGUUUGACUGGGGAGGAUUCAGAGCGCUGGCAGAGGAGAUGAGUCUCUCACACGCUGCCUCAAAGCUGUUCUCCUUCCCCUUCACCCAGCCCGGGGUGUAUGUGCUGAAACUGAACAGCAACCAGCAUAAGAAGAUGUACCUCAGAGUGAUGCCUGUGGGAGGCCAGUGUUACGAGGAAGGCCCGUUCUUCCCGACUGUUCCUCGGCAUGUGAUCCGAAUCGGUAUCGCCCGGGCCAGCACAGCCAGCCUCCUGCUCAGACCAGACUGGCUCGUCAUCGUGGGCCUGCUGAUCGGAGCUCUUGUCAUCUUCAGUGUCUGCGUGACGCUGCUGAUUUUAUUCAGGGAGUUUGGAUGGCCUGAAAAGAAACCUGCAGACCCAAAGUAUAGGAAACUGCAUCUCAAAUACAACUUUGACGAUUAUUCUUCGAAAGGAUCCACGGUCCUCACUUUGAAAAAGCUCCAUCGCAGUCUGCAGAGACAGGAGUGCGAAGAGGAGCUGGGAAACAGAGCUGCACAAGUCGAUGAGUUCUGGGACUACGAGCAGCAGAUUGACUUGGAAGCGUUUGACACCAAUCUGUUCUACGGAAUUCUGCUGAAGCACACUGUCUCCGUGACAACAAGACUCAGCCAGCUCAAAGACGAGGUGAAAGUCUUAUAUCAGAAAACGCUCAGGGAAACAGAGUCCCUGAAGGAGCUCUUGGUGAGCUGGACUAACCUCUCUGGAAAUGGAAAGCUAGCCAGUACUGCGGUGCUGGAGAGCUUUGAAAGAAAGCGCCGGGAGGUGGAGGCGGAGGUGGGCCGCAGGAAGGCCCUGGCUGUGGAGUUUGGCCGGCUCCUGGAGAAACAGCUGCAGCUGCUGGCUGAGGACUGGAGGAGCCGAGAGGAGCACCAUGUGAGCUUCAGUGCUGCCCUGCUGGAGGCUCAGCGGCUGCUGGAGCAGCUCUGUGAGCUGGAGGGCCGGGCUAGCCUGUCGGAGCAGCUCUGUGAGGAGGAGGAGGGCCGGGCCAGCCUGUUGACCCGGCGCCUGGCCUCUCUGCUUGCCCAGAUGUCAGGGGAGGUGACACAGGAGUGCCAGAGACUGAGAGCCUGGGGAGUGCUGGGGGAUGGCACUGGGGCUCAUCUCUUAUCAAGCAGCAAAGCAGAGAUCCUGACAAGAGAGGACCUGCUGGCUCCUGACGGGACAGUGCGAGCCUGUGAUGUGGUCCACGUUGACCCCCUGACCGGACUGAUCGUCCCGAAUGCUGAUGCUCAGAUGCUGUCAGCCGGGGGCUCCCCCGUGCCGGUGCCCCGGGACCUCUGUGUGAACCCUCACACCGGGAAGCUCUUACCUAUCGCAGGUAACGUGGCCUUCGACCCCGUGAGAUCCACUCUGGUCUUCACUGCAGACUGCUCAGCAGGCGAGCUCAGUAAAUGGGAGGAGCCUCUCAUCCCCUUUGUUCCGUUUCCGGUGUGCAGCAGGACCGGGCUGCCAGUGAAAUGUAUUCUGGGAGGAUUAGACCCUGGGAGGGACCUGAAGCUCGGGGGGCCCAUGGCAGAUCCAGCAACAGGGGCUCCAGUGCCCACACUGGGGGUCACUAUUCACCCUCAGACUGGCCGUGUGCACCCCCUGGGAGGCACCUACGUCAGCCCGCUCACAAAGCUGCUGGAGUCCAUUGAGAUCGGAGGGGUCAUGGUGCACCGCCACACUGGACGUGUGGUUCCUAUCAUCGGAGUGAGCCUGGAUCCCCACUCCGGUUGUGUAAUUCCAGUCGGCGGGGUGCUCAGUCCCUCCGGCGCCCCCCUGCUCCUGGGAGACACUUUCACGGAGCCCCUGAGUGGGAGGACAGCCCGGAUCUCCGGGGCCAGCCUCCAGGGGGCACAGGUGGUGCCGCACGGAGGGGGCUACCAGGCCUCACUGGACGCCCUGACGCUGGCCUGCAGGGUGCGAGUGACAGCCUGUCUGAAUCAGUGCAGAGACUCUGUGAGUCUGGGGCUGGCCUCUCUGCAGGAGCACAGCUUGCUGAAGGAAUCGACGAGGGAGCUGGCUCUGGCUUGCAGAAGAAGCCAGCAGUGCCUCGUACACGCUGCGUGCGAGCUGGAGCGACAGCGCGAGCGUGCCAGGAGCCUGGCAGACAGCGGCGGGAGCUGGGGGCUGAUGAAGUAUCCAGGGACACAGCUGCUCCUCCCCGCUGUGGCUGGAGUGGGGUACCCCGACCCAGGGGGCUCAGGCCUGGAGGUGCCCCUCCUGGGGGUGCAGGGAGAUGGGAGCAGGGGGGAGCUGGUCCCUCUCGCAGGAACCAUGGAGGAUCCAGAUGGGAAAGGGCUUGUUCCUAUCAGUAUUGGAGCCAGGGCUGUGGACCCGGUUACUGGGGAAAUUGCUCCAGUCGUGGGGGCUUGCUUUGACCCCUGCAGAAACACUGUGGUGCCCAUAACUCAAACCUACAGCCGCUCUCUGAGUGGAAAAACAAGCUUACAACUGGUGGAUUUGCUGGAAAGGGAAAUGAAGUUAAGAGAUGAAUACUGGAAGGACCAAAGGCAGAAAGAAGAAGAACUCCUAAGAGGCUUGAGCUCUUUACUGCAGGAUUACUGCACCACUAACGCAAGGGGCGGGCUGGAGAAGGCUCGCUGGAAGGAUCACAUCAUUGAACUCAAAAGGCUGUGUGUUGGGCUGCAGGGGUCCUCUCUGGAUGAGACACAGAGAAGGGCAUUGCAAGCAUCGGAUCUGUCCUUCGCAAUGCCGUCAAAAGUCAUCUCCAUCGUGACUAAAGUUUUUCCUCUCAGAUCUCCACUCCUCUCCUCAGUUGACAGGGAGGAAGGGGAGCAGCACCUCCGCUUUGCAGCUGUGUUCAGGGAGAUGCUGGAGAAGGUAAGCCAGGCUUCAGACAAGAUGAAGCAGGAGGAGGACAGACUGAGAGCCCAGGCCCAGCAGAGCAGGAGGCAGCCGGGAGAGCAGGAUGUGAAUCUCAAUUACAGGAAGGUGCACAGACGCUUGCUGAAGGACUCUUGGGAGACCCUGCUGAGGAGACAGGCUGGUGUAGACGUGGCUCUGUGCAGGCUGCUGUACCUGCGGGAGCUGUCCCGCCUGCACGCCGUCACAGGGAAGACCCUGUUAUCUGGAUCAUCGUAUUGGUCUGGCGAUUAUCAAAUGAUCCGCCACCAACCCAGUGAAAAACCCCAGAGAGCUUCAGAAGCAAAGCAGCGGGAGCUGAUCCCCUUACUGGAGCAGCUGCUGCCCUUGCUGGAAGAGAACAGAGCACUCCGCCUCUCCCCUGGGACCCCCCGGCCAGCAUCCGAUCACUCCAGCACACCGUCACACCGUCUCAUUUCAGAGAGGAGUGCUUCGGAAACAUCAUCCAGAGCUUGGACUACCUCUGUCCCAGCAGACAAGGGUCUGGCCGAGGAGAAGCAGGUCUGCCUCUGAGCGCCGAUGAGAUCCAGGAGAAGGUGGAUAGUUUGAAUGAAGAGAUGUCAGAGCUGCUGGGCUGUGAAUACAGGAGGAAGAGGAAGGGGAGUCUCCCUGAAGCCGCAGCAGCAGCCACACACCCCCUCCCCUCCACCCUGCAGAGAAUCCCUGCUGAGACACAUCGAGGAGCAGGAGAGGGAGUGUGGGCUGAGCAGAGGCUCUGAAUACAGUCCAGGCUGCUAGGCUGGGCUGCCCGCCCCCCACCCCUCACCCCACACCCCACACCCAGUGUAGCUGCCUCUCGUCUCACUGUAAAGAGCACGUUGAAAUGUCAUUGUAUUCGCGUCUUGCUUGUUUGUUACAUUUCUUACACAGUGCAAUGGGGUUUGCAAUCCUUCUCUUUGUGUCUUUUAGUUGGUUGUCUUCCUGUGUGGAUAUUGUAUUAAGUACUGCAGUAAAUCCAGGAGCUAUCGAGAGUCUGGGAGUCGUGCU